Messenger RNA from Helobdella robusta, 1059 nucleotides. RefSeq lists its product as hypothetical. The annotation marks the transcript as partial. Gene Ontology annotation, biological process: regulation of Notch signaling pathway. The record is from RefSeq and is a predicted model, not a curated record. Gene Ontology annotation, molecular function: Notch binding. Lineage: Eukaryota; Metazoa; Annelida; Clitellata; Rhynchobdellida; Glossiphoniidae. The transcript has a single exon. Gene Ontology annotation, cellular component: Golgi apparatus.
UACAAAACCUACCAGUUCAACGUUUCAGUAAGCAAUACAAUCCCACUGAAUCGGAAUAUUCCGGACACGCGUCCAGAUGAAUGCAAACGUACUGGCGAUAAGGAUUACGACAUUUUUCCAAAAGUAUCCAUUAUAAUCCCAUUUCAUAAUGAAGACUGGUCGGUUCUUUUGAGAAGUUUACAUAGCAUUCUGAUACGAACGCCUGAUAAUUUACUCGGUGAGAUCAUAUUAGUGGACGAUAAAAGUGAUUAUUCUUACCUGAAAACACCCUUGCAACGAUACUGCAAAGUCUUGAGUGAUAAAAUAAUUAUCACACUGAACAGGAAACGAGAAGGAUUGAUUCGAUCCAGGAUAUCCGCAGCGAAAAGAGCCAAACACGAAAUUUUAAUUUUCCUAGAUGGGCACGUGGAAGUUAACGUUGGCUGGCUACCUCCCCUUCUCAGAGCGAUCAAAAACAACACGAACACGAUCGCUGUACCGCUAAUAGAUGCAAUUGAUCGGAAUACGCUGGAUUAUGCGGCCUGGAGUUAUCUUGUUCACGGCGGGAUGACUUGGACGAUGGAAUUCGUGUGGAAAUUUUUGCCAAAUCGAUUGCAAAACCGACGAGUUACGGACCCGAUUCCAUCUCCGACGCUUUUAGGAUGUGCUAUUGCAAUUGAUAGGAAUUAUUUCUUUCAUUUGGGAGCUUUCGAUCCGGGAAUGUUUAUCUGGGGCGGAGAGAAUGUGGAGAUAUCAAUAAGAAGUUGGACCUGCGGUGCCUCCAUUUUGAUAAUUCCCUGUUCGAGGGUGGGACAUCUAUUCAGGGAAUUCCUUCCCUACUCAUUCCCAAAGGAUCUCGGAGGUGCGAAUAUAAUGCACACGAACAAUCAACGUUUGGUCGACGUUUGGUUGGACGACUACGCUCACAUUUACUACGCGGCCACAAAGCCUAGGGUGACAAGCGACGAAAUUCAAUUAAUGAGUCGACACCGUUUAAGGAAAAGGUUGAACUGUAAAAGUUUUAAAUGGUUUCUAGACAACGUCAUACCCGAAUUAACGACGCCAAAACCAACCUCGAAA